Ochotona curzoniae (black-lipped pika) is the source of this 456-nucleotide messenger RNA. Its product is annotated as histone H2A-Bbd type 1-like. Gene Ontology annotation, molecular function: DNA binding; structural constituent of chromatin; protein heterodimerization activity. Gene Ontology annotation, cellular component: nucleosome. The transcript has a single exon. Bases 73 to 456 code for a protein of 127 amino acids. The record is from RefSeq and is a predicted model, not a curated record. NCBI's taxonomy places the organism in Eukaryota, Metazoa, Chordata, Mammalia, Lagomorpha, Ochotonidae.
GUAGCUUGACAGGCACCUGGCCAGCAGGAAAAUCAAGCUGAGCCACCUGGGAGUAGAAACCAGCCCACCAUCAUGCAUGGGAGGAGGCCCACCAAGAAAUCCCGUCGGCGACGCAGGAAGCCCAUCUCCCGCUCCACCAAAGCUGAGCUGCAGUUCCCUGUGAGCCGCGUGGACCGCCACCUGCGAGAAGACCGCUAUGCUCAGCGCCUGAGCUCCUCCACCCCUGUGUUCCUGGCCGGGGUCCUCGAGUACCUCACGUCCAACAUCCUGGAGCUGGCUGGCGAAGAGGCUGACAAGAACGGCAAGAUUCGCAUCACCCCAGAACACCUGCAGAAGGCGAUGGAAAACAACGAGCAUCUCAAGGACCUCUUGGACAGUGGCAGCAACCCUCCUGCUGCUGAAGAGCCCAAGUCCCAGGAAAAGGAGGAGCAGGAGGAGGAAGAGGAGGAGCCAUGA